CAAUGUAAGAAACCAUUCGGUUCUGAAAAGAAAACUCUCGGGACUAGAUAGACCAAUCAGAAACAAAUCUGAGUAUCACGUGACAACGAGUGAAGCCAUCGCAGCCAUUUUGGAGGCUGGAGAGGGAGCUCCUCUCACGAAUAUUAUAAAUAAAUAAAUAAAUAACCAGCUUAGUUAUAUUUCAAAUUGUUAAUUUGUUGAUAUUUUUAUUCUCGUGCAACGAUGGUCCAGUCGUGCUCUGCAUACGGAUGUAAAAACAGAUAUCACAAAGACAAAAACAUUUCUUUUCACAAGUUUCCUCUUGCACGGCCCGACGUUUGUGAAAAAUGGGUUUCAGCGAUGAGAAGAAAUAACUUCAAGCCCACGAAGUACAGCAAUAUCUGUUCACAGCAUUUCACAAAAGACUGCUUCAAACGAGAAUGCAACAACAGAGUCCUGAAAGAAAAUGCAGUGCCCUCGGUCUUCUGCUUUAGCACAGCAAGUGGGAAGGAAAAAGAACAAGAACCUCAGGAACCACCCUCACCAGAACCACCCUCUGUCCCGGAGCAGCAGCAGCAGCAGCAGGUGCAGCCCCAGCCCCAGCCCCAGCCCCAGCAUAUGGUUCAGAUGGUGAUGCACCCACUGCUUUCCAGCCAGUCUGUCUCCUGCGACCACAACUACACUGUGGAGGACACCGUGCAGCAGAAGAAGAGGAUCCAGCAGCUAGAGGAGCAGGUAGAUAAGCUGCGCAAAAAGCUCAAGACCGUGCAGCAGAAAUGCAGGCGCCAGGAGAGGCAGCUGGAGAAAAUUAAGGCCAUCCGUGACUUUCAAAAGGACAAAGAUGCAGUGUCUGGAGAGAGCUACGUGAUCCUCCCAACUGAGUUGUAUGAAGUCCUCAAAGGCAUAGAAUCCACGGAAAGCUUGUAAAAAUGUUCCGUAAUAGACAGCCAAGAGGUGUAGAUCAUCUGCAGCGUCUUUCAUUCAUCCAAGGUUUAAAAUGGAUUGACAACCAACUAAGUGCACCUUGCUUCACAUGUAGUAAAAAGCCUGCCAUCGUUUGUUUAACCCUGGCUGUUUACACUUAUUGCCAGACUAAAACUUGAGUGUUUUAGAUUUAUACAAAAAAGAGGGAAUGCAGUUGGAUGGUUUUAGCUUUUCCUUCAGCACUGCAUGAUCUAAACAGUUAGAGAAUAUGUAAUUUUUUUGGUGGUCAUGAUUGUUUUGAUAAUUUUUCUGAUUUCUAAUGUGACACUGCUCCCAACAUAAUAGUUAUCCACAGUGAUUCUGUAGCUUUUGUGUUCUGAAUGACACAUGUCCUUGUGUUUGGAAAAACUUGUAUUCAUAUAAUAGUGGUGGUUGCCAGGUGGCAUUUACUGAAACCAUGUACAUGUAGAAUUGGAUAUUCAUGACAGAACAAGUUCCCUCCCCAACCUCGUACAAUACCUCCCAAAACUGUUUAAGCCUAUACUUGGAAUAAAAAUGCAUAGUUACACAGAUGACACAUAAUAUUGAUGCUGAACAUACACAAACAUGUUGUGAUCCAUUAUAAAGCUCUAAAACGUGAAUGACAUCUUAUCUUAAUGAACCUACUUUUUAGUGUUCAAAUAGGAUUACUUAUGAUCCUGUGAUAAAAUAUGCAAGUGUAUACAGAGCACAGCUAAAGUUACAGCUGAUAUAUAUGUGUGUGUGUGUGUGUGUGUGUGUGUCCUUGAUGAUAUGCUAGUUAAAUUUGAAACAAUACUUAUCAUAUUUUUCUGUGAUACUGUAUUUUAGUUUUUGUUACAAACAGUAAACUCCUAAAUAUUAUUUACAGUUUUAUUACUUUGAUAUGAUAGUGAGGUUUUUUGUUUUUUUUUUUUUUUUUUUUAUCUCCAAAAAACAGCAUUUUCAUUAUUUUCAGUAGAAGCAGAUGUGUUCAUUAAAGCAUUACUGUUAAACUAAAGACAAAAAAUCAUGUGAUUUUAAAGGAAGGGACAUGCUUGUUGUAAAUGUAAAUGCAUAAUAUUGAAAACAAAUCGGGAGAAAAGGCCAGCAUGAUGAAGCCUCAGUUUUUUGCACUAUUUUGUUUGUGCUUACACCAAAAAGCAUCUUUAUUAAAACAUUUAAAUAAGACAGGAUAACAUUGUUAUGUAUUUAAUGAAUGUAUCUGAAGCUUAAUAUUAAAUGCAUGUUGGUGGCCUCCUUUUGACGUUUAAAUGUUUUUCAAUUGCCAGUGUGUGUUGUAAUCCACAUCUGAACUUUUUGGUGCCAGGUGAUUGGGAGUUCAGUGAUGAUGGAUUGUCAUGGACAAGACAGGCAUCACUGUUUGUUAAAAUUGAGGUAGCAAGAAAGCUGAGUUACGAUUGGAAAUGGUUGUAUUCAGAGAAUAUUCAGCAACUCAUGAGUCCCUCGUUUAGGUAGAAUGUUUGUGAUGACCCUAUCCUAACUCCAUGGUGACAGACAACAAACAAUGAUCUUGCUGUGCCUUUUUACUGUCAGUGAAAUGAAAUCAUGACAAUGCAGUGACAUCAUUACUUUUAGUUUUAUUCUCCCAGUGUUUAUUUUAUUAAAGGGAAUUAAUAUCUGAGGUAAUUUCUCACAUUAAAAUAAAAUACAAAUUUCAAAAUGUUAUUCCUGCAUCCAAGCAAAAGGAAAACAAUGGUGGUAGCAAAUUGUGGGUACAAAUUGCAAAAAACAAACAAAACAAAACUCUUUUAUUAGAUGUGAUUAGAAUAAUAAAAUUUUUAGAAGACUUUUUUGGAACGGUGACUUAACCUGCCACCAUAAUAUAAAUGUGCAACAAGUAUUAGAACCUCUUCUGAAAAUUUAGACUUGCUUUGCUACUGUGUUGUAAAGAAUGCAUUGGCUUAAUCUAAAUCAAACUAAAAUUAAAGUCUGGAAAACUAACAAGUGGUCAUUUAUUUUGCAAACUAAUUUAAUACAGCCAAGUUUUCUCCACAAUACCACAGUAUUUGAUUACUGUAAUACUGUACGACUAGUUUAUAUAAUUAAGACAAAAAGAAAACUAUAUCCUACCCUUAUCUGUAAACAAGUAAUAUAGAUAUUUGUAAAACUUCUUGAUUGAUUAUAAUUUUACAGACAAUCUUGCUAUGGGGGGGUGAUAUAUUAAGUGUGGUAUCUAAUCACUUCUAGAUACACUUACUAUUGCUCGUCAAAUAUAUACAUCAUACAAACUGAAUAUACGCAUGGUUUCACUGACACCAGGCGAAUGACAUAUACCAGUGAUUGUGACAUUGAAGUGUGCAUGUACUGUAAGCAGUGUAGGCCCAGAAGCUCAGCAGAAAAACUUCCACUAAAAGCUCAGACGAUGAUGAGCUUGUUUUCAUUUCUCUUGUCAAGGUAAGUUUGAUCUACUGACAGACUGGAUUAUAGUUAUUGUUAUGUAACAUUGUUACCUAUUUGGAAGGCUAAGGCAGUCAUAAUUCUUUAACAUUUGAACAAUG
This is a messenger RNA of Polyodon spathula (Mississippi paddlefish), 3422 nucleotides long. RefSeq names its product THAP domain-containing protein 1-like. The record is from RefSeq and is a predicted model, not a curated record. Gene Ontology annotation, molecular function: sequence-specific DNA binding. Bases 223 to 906 code for a protein of 227 amino acids. Lineage: Eukaryota; Metazoa; Chordata; Actinopteri; Acipenseriformes; Polyodontidae. The transcript is spliced from 3 exons.